Messenger RNA from Dunckerocampus dactyliophorus (ringed pipefish), 5325 nucleotides. RefSeq names its product leukocyte receptor cluster (LRC) member 8 (gene leng8). Gene Ontology annotation, cellular component: nucleus. NCBI's taxonomy places the organism in Eukaryota, Metazoa, Chordata, Actinopteri, Syngnathiformes, Syngnathidae. Bases 305 to 2761 code for a protein of 818 amino acids. The transcript is spliced from 15 exons. The record is from RefSeq and is a predicted model, not a curated record.
ACGUCACAGGGCUUGGCGUUUCAUCCAGUCGCCAUUUUGUAUCGGCAGUCCCUCGAGUUGUUUGGCGUCGACGGAAGAAGCAACCUGUUUUGAUUCGGUGUAUUUACAUUUUUGAUGUACUUGUUCUGAUCGGAACUGUAAUCGUUUCAUUGACGGGUUGUGUUACCAUUCAACGUGCCACAGUUUAAACAUUUACGGCCUUCUCUCCAACACACAGCUAACGGUGUUAGCCCAGCUCCUUGCUAGCCAGCGAGCUAGCUAAAAGCCGUCCUAGCAUUACGCUAGGUUUUAGGGAAGAGGCGAAAUGGCGGCCAACACGGCACAAGCAACCCCGACAAAUAACUGGUCUUAUGGUAGUACUGCAGAGAGCCAUGUCCAUGAAAACCCGGAAUGGGAGAAAGCAAGGCAAGCACUUGCUUCCAUCAGCAAGAGUCAGGCCAAGAAUACACAAGCCAGCCGGGCAGCAGAGUUUCAGGCAGGAGUGACUGACGUUGCCAUUCAACAGCAGCAAUAUUAUCAAUGGUAUCAGCAAAACCAACCUCAGUAUCCAGGAUACACAUACCCUUAUAACUACUACUACCCCAUGGGGCCUUAUGGCGUUUCAUAUCCACCAAAUCAGUAUCCCGCACCCCCGGGGACUUAUCCAACAACGCCUGCUUCAAAUGGACAGCCUCCUCCAGUGCCUGGAAUGGAAGACCAGACCCCCAGCUACACCUCUCAGCCACAGCCCCCCGCCACUCCCCAGCCACCCCAAAGCCCAACCACCUCAGAAAAUCCCACUGCUGCCCCACCGCCCCCACCUCCACCCAAUUCCCAGUACCCCCCUCCUCCACCACACAGUGCUUACAAUCCUAGCAAUUCCCUACCGUAUCCAUCCGGGGACUCCAUCCAAGUUUACAACUCUUGCCCACCGGGAAGGACUAACUAUGGGACAGGGUUUCAGGCUCAGAACAGCUAUCAGCCUCCACAGAGUCCAUCCCAACAGCAAGCAGGGCAGUAUGGAGCAAGCAUUGGCCGAGGUGAGCCUAAUAAACCCAAAAACCCAGGACAGCAACUCUGGCAUCGCAUGAAACAGUCACCUGGCACUGCUCCUUUGAAGUUCAAUAUUCCCAAGAGGCCUUACCAGGUUUCUAGCCAGGCCUUUCCAGCGAGCGAGCCGCCUUCUGGACUCAAUCAAGCACCAUCUUCUCCUGUGACUGCCAGUGCUGCACCUCAGACACGACCCCAGGAUUGGCCCCCAGCCAUGAAGGAGUAUGUGCAGCGCUGCUUCACAGCCUGUGAGACGGAGGAAGACAAAGAUCGUACUGAGAAGGUUUUGAAGGAAGUUCUGCAGGACCGCCUUAAGGAUGGCUCAGCUUACACCAUUGACUGGGACUGCGAGCCAUUGCCAGAUUUGAAGGGUAAGCAGUCUCGCUGGGUAGCAGUCCCUAGAGGUGCAGACAGCUCAGCUAGUCGAGGUGCAAGUAUAGCUGCUGCGUCGCGAGGCAGAGGCGCUGGUCACAGAUUGGGACAUUACAGGAAUAUCUUUUCACAACGAAGUCCGUCUUCCAGUUCAUCACACUCCUCUUCUCGAUCACCUUCCCCUAACCAUGGCAGAAUCCGCGACCGGAGCAACCAAAGGCACCGGCGCAGCGAUUCUGGCUCACAUUCAGACAGCAGCCUUCCCAGUGACCUGCGACCUCAGCUGUCAAGACGAAACCAGAAAGGUGGUCGUGGGCGUGGCAGCGACAGGGAUCGAGGACAUGGUGGUGGAGAGAGGGGACGCGGAAGAGGAAAAGCCAACAGGGGCCGGAGAAACACAGACGACCCUGGUGCAGCUGGCGGUAAGAAGAGGAAAGGUGGUAACGCUGGUCUUGACUUCCAUGACCCGGACAGGGAAGCCAAAAAGCUGAGUAGAGCAGCGAGAUUCCAGAAACAGCUUCGCUCGGAACCCCUGGUGCUGUCUAUAAAUUCUCUUGACCUACCCGAUGGGACACAGGAGGGCCUCAGCUGGGAGGACUGUCCCAUUGUCGGAACAUGCCAGGACAUCACCAAGCGUUACCUGAGGCUCACCUGUGCCCCCGACCCCUCCACUGUUCGCCCCAUUCAUGUGUUAAGAAAAUCUUUACAGGCUGUGAAAGCUGACUGGAAAACUAAUCAGGACUAUACUUAUGCUUGUGAACAGAUGAAGUCCAUACGACAGGACCUCACAGUCCAGGGAGUUCGCACUGACUUCACUGUGGAAGUGUACGAGUGUCAUGCACGCAUUGCCCUGGAAAAGGGCGACCACGAAGAAUUCAACCAGUGCCAGACCCAACUGAAGGCCCUCUACAAGGACAACCCUUCAGAGAACAUAGGAGAGUUUACAGCAUAUCGCUUGUUGUACUACAUCUUCACUAAAAACUCUGGAGAUCUCAUCACUGAGCUGGUAUACUUGACGCCAGCGCUGAAAGCGGACGAGUGUGUUGCUCACGCUCUCGCGCUCCGUGCCGCCUGGGCUUUAGGGAAUUAUUGUCGUUUCUUCAAGUUGUAUCAGGAGGCACCGCGCAUGGCUUCAUACCUCAUUGACAAGUUUGUUGAGAGGGAGCGAAAGAUAGCACUUCGGGCAAUGGUCAAAACGUUUAGGCCCGACUUGCUGGUGCAGUAUGUGCAGUCCACUCUGGGCUUCUCUUCUUUAGACUCCUGUAUGGAGUUUCUUACUGGGCUAGGUGUUACAUUCACCCCGUCGGACCCCCUAAAGAUAGACUGCAAAAACAGCGCAGUCACUUUGGCUGCCUCCUGAGAGUGUGGGUGUAGCACAUUAGAUAAAGGGUGGACACUUACGGGGCCAGCACACAUCCCCAAUAUUGACCAGUGCAUUGCACUUUUGACCACACAACCAGUUCAGAGAGGCAGACACCUAUAGAACAUGACCUGAUGAGACAAAAGCACAGACUCCACCAGUUCUAUAGUUACAUAUAGACACAAAGUUUGCCCAUACUGUAGUUCAUCCUAUUAAGCAAGCUCAUCUCGCCACAGUAAUGAUGCCAGAAACAUCACUUUAGCUGCUCCCCAGCUGCUCCCAUUCACGCCACACUGAGACCACAGAGUCAUACAGCCACACGACAGGGGGCGCUUGCAUCACGCGUCCUGUUCCAUUAGCACUGUCGGAUAUCAACGCUAACAGUGUUCUGUUAUUUUUUCUUCCUUCCUCAAGUCAACAGCUCCAAGACCUGACAGCAGCCGUUCAAGUCACGCGUCCUCGCAACCUUCAGUUUGAAGACAAAAGAGACUGUGAAAAACACUGAAGAUCCUCGCAGGUUGACAAGAAGAAGUGGUUUGUAUGUCACGCCUAACUGCUUGCGCCUCGGUUCCUGAAGGUGUCUACCGGCCACAAUCACGAGAGUGGACGUUUUGGACUAGACUUUGUAGUCCAGUCUCUCUCACUGCUGAAUCAUCAGCGUCUGGAAGAUGAGAUCCUCAACCAUGAAAAUGAGCACCAUCGCUGAAGAAUACAAGUUUUGUCAAGCUCAGGUUUAAGUUUGUACACAAGGAGCUGUUUGUCAACCUCGGUGGAAGAUAUCACCGCAGCACCUGUGGUCGUCAUCCUCCCACGUCUCCCAUCAGUGUCGAUGACAUCACUUCAAAGCCGCUCAGAUAAUAACCGAGCUUCUCCCAGAAGAGACGAUCACGUCCGGUUUGUAUGCAGCUUGUCUGGCUGUGGAGUCUGCAAGGCUGGUAAGGCAAGGACUCUGGAAAGAGCUGGAUGACCACAAAACAUGACGCCUCUGGUAGAUCCCCUCUCAAGGUCGGACAGCAAUGUUUGAGCCUUUCAUUUAUUGCAGGAAAAAAAACAACUUUGAAUAGCUGUAAUGUUAAAGGUGAUCAACUGGAUAUGGGAAAAUGAAUGAAGUAUAAUUAGUCCAAAUAGCGGGAAAGAUUGACAUGAGCUGCUGUUUUAAAGUAUUUGUAUGGAUACAGUGGAUGGUGUGUAAUGGUCACUUAGCACAAACUCUUCUUCCCCCCCCCCCCCCCCCCCCCCCCCCAAUCACUACCGAAUCACAACAAAAUCUACUUUGGUCCUGAUGGCGUUCUGGUCCGUUUAUUUUCAGGCUUUUUAUAGAAAGCAACAAGCCUGCCAACAGUACCCAAAUAAGCUGAAAGGAUGGGUAGUUGUUUUUUUUUUGUUGUUUUGUUUUGUUUUUUUAACAGUGUUAAUACUUGCAGAAUAUUGAGUGAAAGGCGCUUUUAAGAAAGCGUCUUUGUACAAUUUUUCAACUUUUUUUCUGUCCGAUGAGUUAUAUACUUGUAAAUAUUGUAAGAUCAUUGCUCUCAUUUUGAUUCCUCUGCGCGUGUGUAUGCGUAGGUAUUAUUUUUCCACACAUGGGUAAGUGUUUACUUUUUUGCCGAGUUGGCAUCUCGGUGCAUUUGUUGGCACCUGAGCAACUCCCAAAGAGCUAAAGCACCCUGGUCAGAUUGACCUUUUGUUAUUUACUAUCAGCGUUGUUGUAUUUUUUUUAUGACUAUUGAUCUCAACAUGUUUUUUUUUUCCUUCCCCCUUGUUUGACCUCGUCCCCUGUCCUCCUGUCUCUUUCCCGUCCUGCACGCUGUGGGGCAGUGUCCCACUCUUCAGCUGCAUUGGUGGAGCACACGAGGGAUCUGUGAGGAAGGAGCAUGCUGCUGCAUCUGUGAGCCUCCAGACAGCAAGCGGAAAGUGUCACUUAUGAGCCUGCAAGCCAUGAGUAGAUGAAUGUGAGCCUCAUGUUCCAGUGUGCUAACAAGUCUUAUUCAAAUGUUUUUGUUUUUUGUUUCCCCUCCACUUUACUGUUGAUUUUCACAAUGCUAUCAUGCAGGUUUAUUUUAAAAUAACACAAGUUUGUUUUCCUGUGAACUAGUCCAUUAUCACAUAGCAAAGUAUCUGCUGCCAAAGAUGUGGAAAUUCCGCAGACACGUUAGUUUUUGUUCCCCCUCUGAAAAGCUAGAUGUCAUGUUUUCAGUAUUUCUGCUGCCAUGUACUAUUUAUUACCUCAUCAGUCUUUUCACUUCCUUGAUAUUUUUCUGUCAAAACCCUGCCCCUCCCAUCUCUUCUCCCCACUUUUAUCUCUUUCCUCCCCAUGCAUGCUGUCCUCCCCUGGUCCUGCUCGCUCCUAGAUGUUUGUUCAUUUUUUUUAUAUGUUGAGUAUGUUGCGCUUGCACAUAGUCAUCAUUUUUAGACAAUGCAACUCACUAACAUUUGUAGCUGAAGUUGAUUUGCAUUUUCUCCCUCCCUCCCCUCCCAAGUUCUACAGAUUUAUCACCAGCAUUUGUGUAAAUAUUGUGUACAAUACUGUCCUUUUGAAGCAUUAAUAAAAACACGUAUAAAGAGCA